AAGUCAAAUCAAAUAUUAGAGCACCAAAUCACUUGCAGGAGAAUCAAAAACAAAAACAGUGAUCGUCGAAAAGAGAAACAUGGGAUUCAUAGGCAAAGUGGUGGAUGCGAUUCUGUUGCUAACAUUCUUGUCCAUGUCGUUGGUUCCUCCGUUGCUCGACGCCCAAGCCCUUCUGCCGGAAUCCGCCGUCCCCGCCGUCCUCGUCCGUCUGUACAAAUGGUACACGACGGAGCACCAGGAUUACUUGCUGCUGGAGCAGCCUGCUUUUUUCAUGGCGCUCAUGAAGCUGGAGAUUUUCUUUGUCUGGCCGCUCGCUAUGAUCAACCUUUACGGGUUGUUGAACUCCAAGCCUUGGUUCAAAUCCACCUGCCUCAUCUUUGGCUCCGCCCUAGCUACCUCCACGACGGCUAUGGUGGGAGACAUGCUGGGAUCCAAGAAGCCUAUGGCGGAUAAACUGGCGAUGAUGUACUUUCCUUUUAUAGCGCUUGGGUUCCUCGCCGUGCUGCGAGGGCUGCUUACACCGUCAACCAAGGCUGUCUCCGCCCGUGCCGACGGAACGACGACCAGGGAUUUGAAAAAAGAGGUUUGAAGUUGAUGAGUUUCGAAAGAUGGUCUCUUCUUCGUUGAAACAAUAAUAUGGGAGGGAUUUUGCUCUGUGUUUGUGUAUGUAAACAAGUUGAGUGAAGAUCAUCAUCUUCUUCGUUGACUCGAUGAGUUUCUUUGUCAUGUUUAUGUAGUUUUACUUUGAAUUAUG
Molecule: messenger RNA, 754 nt
Organism: Hibiscus syriacus
Lineage: Eukaryota; Viridiplantae; Streptophyta; Magnoliopsida; Malvales; Malvaceae
Product: sigma intracellular receptor 2-like
Exons: 2
Coding region: 80-589 (169 amino acids)
Cellular component (GO): endoplasmic reticulum
Source: RefSeq, a predicted model, not a curated record